AUGUUGGUCACUGCAUACUUGGUUCUGCUGGGGCUCCUGGCUCUGUGGGUUGUGUUGGAGUUUUCUGCCUGCCAUUCCAAAACCUCUACCACAAGCAGUGCAUUAGGUAACCCAGCCUUCAGACAUUUUCAACAUGAUUUUUUCAGAGCUUAUUUCCCUGCUUUGGCAGCGGACUGGUUACAAGGUCCCUAUUUAUAUAAAUUAUACCAGCAUUACCACUUCCUGGAGGGACAGAUCGCCAUCAUUUAUGUAUGUGGAUUUGGAGCCACUGUGCUGUCGGGUUUGGUGAGUGGCCCUCUGACAGGACGACUGGGGCGUAGGAAAUCCGUCAUACUUUUCUGCCUUUUGCUGUCAGCAUGUUACUUAUGCAAGCUGUCCCAGGAUUACUUUGUGCUUCUGACUAGCCGAGUUCUUGGCGGAUUUUCCAGUGGCCUGCUGUUUUCUUCCUUUGAAUCGUGGUAUACUCAUGAACACGUUGAGCAUCAUGACUUCCCUGCAGAUUGGCUCCCUCACACCUUCUCACAAGUGGCUACCUGGAAUGGAGGAAUCUCUAUUUUAGCAGGAGUUACAGCAAAUUUAUGUGCAGAAUGGCUUGGUCUGGGACCGGCCUCACCCUCUGUGCUUGCAGUGCCCCUAUUAGGCUUGGCCAUUGUUCUAGCGUUCCGAGUGUGGGAUGAGAACCACGGACAGAGUGCCGGCUUUACCAGAAGUUGUGGCGAUGGGCUGAGAUGUCUUUUGAGGGACCGCAGAGUUGUCCUUUUAGGUGCCAUUCAGGCAUUGUUUGAGAGCGUAGUUUAUAUCUUUAUUUUCCUGUGGACUCCAGUGCUGGAUCCUCAUAACACACCACUUGGAAUCGCCUUCUCUGGCUUUAUGGCAGCCAGUGCAACUGGAUCAUCGCUUUAUCGUCUGGCUACAUCAAAGAAAUAUCACUUGCAGCCCAUGCAUAUACUUUGCUUGUCUGUACUCAUGGUUUUCUUCUCACUUUUCAUGCUGACCUUCUCUACAGGCCCAGGACAGGAGAGACCAACGGAGUCCUUUCUUGCUUUCCUUCUCAUUGAACUCGCUUGUGGACUCUAUUUCCCAGCUAUGAGCUUUCUGAGGCGUCGAUUAAUCCCAGAAAAAGAGCAGGCUGGAGUGUUGAAUUGGUUUAGAGUGCCUCUGAACCUGCUUGCUGGACUGGGGCUUCUAGUGCUCCAUGAUAGUGACUACCAGAGCGGAACUAGGAACAUGUUCAGCUUGUGUGCUGUCACAAUGCUGCUUGCACUUCUCAGUGUGGUUGGCCUGUUUUCAAUGGUAAGAAAUGACCCUGACCUACGUAUGCCAAGUUCAGAAACUGAGCCCAGUGAACCUGAAAUGUGA
Molecule: messenger RNA, 1359 nt
Organism: Staurois parvus
Lineage: Eukaryota; Metazoa; Chordata; Amphibia; Anura; Ranidae
Source: the annotation of a GenBank genome assembly